AUGAUGAACAGAAGUGAGCCACAGCAACUUAACCAAUUUGCAGCUCACUUCAUCAGCAAUACUGAUCAAACCCAAUCUUGCAAUUUUGUAACUUUUCUCCCUAUUGGGGAGAAUUCACCUCUCCAGCGAGCAGAGUGGAUCAAGUACUUGGGAGUUUUUGCAAAUAUGGAAGUCAGAGCAAAUCAAGUUUAUGAUGCAGUCAAAGAGAAUUAUAUAUGUUUGACUAAAGUUGCAGCUAGCAAGAAAACCAAGUUCAAGCCAAUAGUAGCUUGGAUGGAGUACAAUGAGGGUGUGUGGUCAUUCACACAAGAAACGUACAAACUAAAGUAUGUGGAAGAUGCAGGUGGUGAGAAUAUUGACAACACCAUCAACAAAGUCACCUACAACAUUUCUAUUCCUGAUGACUUGGAUGCAUUUCAUGCCAUUCUAUGCACUGUGGAUGUAGUGAUUGAUGAGAGCUAUAUUUAUGAUCCAACGAGCUACAAUAUCUCCACGUUUCUCCAAAAUAUUUACAUUGAGGAUCAAUCUUGUUUUGCUUUCAUAACAAAUCAACGCCUGUGGAGAUACGAUAAAAGAAUCCAAAAUUAUACUGCUCUUGACUGGUACGACGGGGCAAUCUCCCAGCCUCAACUGGUUCUAGCAGACCUCAUUGAAGCUUUCUUUCCAUCAGAAAAUUACAAGACAACAUAUUUCAGAAAUAUCGCCAAGGAGGAAGGAGUUACAAGUAUGAGUCCCGAAAUGUGUGAUAGGGAUAGCUCCAUUGCCAUGGAGCCUACUCUCAUAGCUUGCGAGUGA
Molecule: messenger RNA, 795 nt
Organism: Ilex paraguariensis (yerba mate)
Lineage: Eukaryota; Viridiplantae; Streptophyta; Magnoliopsida; Aquifoliales; Aquifoliaceae
Source: the annotation of a GenBank genome assembly